Staurois parvus is the source of this 390-nucleotide messenger RNA. NCBI's taxonomy places the organism in Eukaryota, Metazoa, Chordata, Amphibia, Anura, Ranidae. The record is from the annotation of a GenBank genome assembly.
CUUCUGUCUUGCACAGGUGUACCGGCUCCUCCCCUUCAGUCUUGCACAGGUGUACCGGCUCCUCCCCCUCAGUCUUGCACAGGUGUACCGGCUCUUCCCCUUCAGUCUUGCACAGGUGUACCGGCUCCUCCCCUUCUGUCUUGCACAGGUGUACCGGCUCCUCCCCUUCAGCCUUGCACAGGUGUACCGGCUCCUCCCCUUCUGUCUUGCACAGGUGUACCGGCUCCUCCCCUUCAGCCUUGCACAGCCUUGGCCCCACCCCUUUCAUUUAUUGGAUUUCAGUUCUUUCCAUCGUGGAGGCUCAGCACCGCAAGUGGACAUUACCUAUGCAAAUACAGCCUGCCUAGGAACGCCCACUCCUCCAGAGUGACACCCACCCAUGGUAAUUUG